This is a messenger RNA of Thalassophryne amazonica, 1089 nucleotides long. Its product is annotated as GTP-binding protein Rhes-like. NCBI's taxonomy places the organism in Eukaryota, Metazoa, Chordata, Actinopteri, Batrachoidiformes, Batrachoididae. The coding region runs from base 166 to 792 and encodes 208 amino acids. The transcript has a single exon. Gene Ontology annotation, molecular function: GTP binding; GTPase activity. The record is from RefSeq and is a predicted model, not a curated record.
AAAGGCAGCGUGCAUCAGAGGCAGAGCUGAGUUUUAGAAGCUGAGAAACUAGACAGAGCAGAGUCUGAUCACUAUUGCCAGACCCGUUCUAAUCCUACAGGGAACAGUUCCUGGGACUUUUGGUUUUUAUACCCCUAUUAAUCGAGGCAAUUCUUUUAAAAAGUCAUGUCUCUUGAGGUGAAGGAGAAGACUCAGGUGCGCCUUGUGUUCCUGGGUGCAGCAGGAGUGGGCAAGACUGCCUUGAUCCUCCGCUUCCUGCAAGACACAUUUGAAGCCAAACACCGGCGCACCGUGGAGGAGCUACACAGCAAAGUAUACGACAUCGGUGGCGUCAAGGUCACCGUGGAGAUCCUAGACACCAGCGGCAGCUAUUCCUUCCCGGCCAUGCGCAAGCUCUCCAUCCAAAACAGCGACGCCUUCGCGCUGGUGUACGCCGUGGACGACCCGGAGUCGCUGGAGGCCGUGAAAAGUCUGCGAGAUGAGAUCCUGGAAAUCAAGGAGGACAAAUACACACCGAUUGUGGUGGUGGGCAACAAGGCGGACCGGGAAGACGAGCGGCAAGUGUCGAGCGAGGACGUGCUGUCGACCGUGAAGAUGGACUGGAACAACAGCUACCUGGAAGCUUCGGCGAAGGAGAACGCCAACGUGGUGGAGGUGUUCAAGGAGCUCCUGCGACAAGCCAACCUGCCGAGCCACCUCAGCCCGGCGCUGCGCAGGCGCAGGGAGACCUUCCCAAAAGAUAUCAACUUCAGGCCGCCCAUGAACAAAACCAACAGCUGUAUUCUGUCGUAACAGGAGAGAGGAGCAAGAGGUGGCGGAUGUGUGGUCUAAUGGACAGAAAGCACGAAGAGUCGGUGAAAAGACGCUCCAGUUCACAACACUGAAGAUCCUGAAGCGGAAGAUGAUACAGGCUGAACUGACAUUAACCAUGUCUACGUUAAAGCCUUGAUUAUUGUUGUUUACGUGAUGUUGUUGCUGCUUAUUUGGUGACAUGCUGCUGGUGUUAGAUCAUUGCUUAACUAUUGUGAUUUUAAGAUGUUUGGACUUAACUGAUUCAGCAAAAGAAAAGUAUGUAUACAUGUGUCGUGC